Messenger RNA from Schizophyllum commune H4-8, 1986 nucleotides. RefSeq lists its product as uncharacterized. Bases 147 to 1796 code for a protein of 549 amino acids. Lineage: Eukaryota; Fungi; Basidiomycota; Agaricomycetes; Agaricales; Schizophyllaceae. The record is from RefSeq and is a predicted model, not a curated record. The transcript has 2 exons.
CUCUCAACUCGGCGAGAGCAAUACUCUCGAUCUGCAAUUCCAAGGCUCUCCUUUGUUCCUGUCCUCAUCUGUCUUUCCCUAAUAUUCUUUCUUAUCUUUCCGUAUCUUCAGGCAACGACCCCAAGGAUUGGAAUACACUCCCAACGAUGGCGGAGAACGCAUACCCCUCGCCGACACAGUCACUGUAUACGGAGGACUUUCAGGAUCUUCCCUCCCCAUCGUUCACCUCGGAUAUCACGCGCAACCUGAACGCGCAGAACAGCCUCCGUCAGACGUCGGAAACGCUGCAGGCAACAUAUCGCCGCUUGCGCCAAGUGCGCCAGAGCCUGAUGGAGCUUACGGCCUCGCUCCCAUCGCACUCGCGCCAACUAGAAGACACCAUGUCGCUCAUGGACCCCGGCCACGAAGCCAUCUCGCUCGUCGAUCACGAUGACGAUGAGCGCCGUCCGACGACAACAACAGCGGCGGCAGCAAGCACGUCCCGCUCGCCUGUGGCCACCACCACCCUGCACGAGCUCGAGCGCCUCCGCCCCACCCUUCCUCCCGAAACAUACAACCGCAUCCGCCAGUUCGCGAUGCGCUACGACUCGCAUGCGUCCUCAGCGCCGGGAACGCCGGCGCUGCGUGCGGGCCCCCUCCCUAUACCCUCCCCCGUGACCGGCGUACGGUCCCCUCUGAGCCCGCGCAGCCGACCCUCCCUCGCCGAGCGCCGCUCAGAGCACGCCUUUGUUCUCCGCCGCGGGGAUGAGGAGGCGCAGACGACGCUCGGGCGGCGCGUCACCGCCCGCGAGGCCAGCCCGGGCGCGUCUGGCGAUCGGGGCACCCUCCCCGCCCUGCGGAUCAUGCGCACACUCUCGCGCACGCCCGACGCGCGCCCCGUCAACAUCGACGGGGAUGCCCUGUCGCCGCUGGAGCCCCGCGCUCGCACGCCCGUGGCUGGUAACGAAUUAUACAUCCGCACGCGCGCCACACAGGCGGGCGGAUCGGAUCAGGGGGCGUCCGCGGGGCGGCAGACGCCCUCUGGGAGACAGACACCCUCUGGCCGGCAGCUGGGGCCCCAGAGUCGGUUGUCGACCUUAUCGGGGCUGGGUAGUGUGCAGAACAUUGCAUCGCCGUCGUCGCCGAUGCUUCCCCCUCGGCCCGUGCUGUUCGCCGAGCCUGAGUCGAUGGCGGAGAACGAGAGUGUUACCGUGAGCAAUGCAGAACGUCGGGCAGCGGACGUGCGCGCUUCCUACCUGUGGGAUUUGGCAACGCCUCAAGCGCCGCGACCCCCGCGACCUGUGGCACGGACUGUGCGCUACGACGUUGACGGCAACGAGCUACGCGAACCUUCCCGUGAACCACCAGUGACUCGCGCACCCAUUACCCCAGACUCUGCUCACGGGGACCCGCGCGUCCGCCUAGGCGCCUCGCGCAACCUCGAGCGCAACGAGCAUGGCGACGCCUGGGUUCUCGUCGAUGACGAUACAUCAACUGCCGUCAAUGGAGGCCGCGCCGCCGCCGACCGUGCGUGGGCCGCUCGCCCUGAGUUGCAAUCUUGGCGGGAGUGGCAGUCGGCGCGGGAAUGGCGAGAUCCGCUCGUGCGCCGGGAAAGGGAGAGCGAGGCGCCACGGAAAGCGCCUGAGCCCGGGCUCACCACGACGGGAGAGCCUGUGUUCUAUGGGUCUUCGGAACCGUUUGAGCCGGAUCCUCUACCUAUGCCGUUGGGCGAGAUGGUCGUGUACCCCGCAGAGACCCGGCGGUCGCUACCGCGGCCACGGACAGUGGGCAUAGAGGCCAGUGAGGCUGGUCGGUGAAGUCAGCGACGCUGCAAGGUGAAGCAGUGGAAGUGAAGGAUUUGUGAGAGUCUGGAGAUCUCGAUGAGGCAGGGAGCUGCCCUGAAUUGGGUUAAAUCGAUACUCGUACAGGGUCCGUAUAUGUCCUACUUACCCGCCUGCAGAAUUCAAGUUUCUGGAGUGGCGCUAAUGGAACAUGAUAACACCGAAA